GAAGUGCCUGGCUUCCGGAAGUGCCUGGCUAGCUGACAGCGCUAGGCUUGCCUGAGCGCUGUAAGGGGCGAGGUUGCUGUUCUGUGGCUUAAGUGACUGCAGGAGGUCCGACUCGGGGUUGAGGUGGGCCCUUGGAGGAGCUGGGCGGCGGGAUGAUGGAGGAGGAGGAACUGGAAUUCGUGGAGGAGCUGGAAGCCGUGCUGCAGCUCACUCCCGACGUGCAGCUCGCCAUCGAGCAGGUAUUUCCAAGCCAGGAUCCUCUAGAUAGAGCCGAUUUCAAUGCUGUGGAGUAUAUCAAUACCCUGUUCCCAACGGAGCAAUCUCUGGCAAACAUAGACGAAGUUGUGAACAAGAUUAGACUGAAAAUAAGGAGACUGGAUGACAACAUUCGAACGGUUGUAAGAGGCCAAACAAAUGUGGGGCAGGAUGGCAGGCAAGCACUUGAAGAGGCCCAGAAAGCAAUUCAGCAACUUUUCGGCAAAAUCAAAGAUAUCAAAGACAAAGCAGAAAAAUCAGAGCAAAUGGUUAAAGAAAUCACCCGUGAUAUUAAGCAGUUAGAUCAUGCCAAACGCCACCUGACCACCUCAAUCACAACGCUGAACCACCUGCACAUGUUGGCAGGUGGUGUCGACUCCCUCGAAGCCAUGACCAGGCGAAGACAGUAUGGAGAAGUUGCUAACCUUCUUCAGGGUGUAAUGAACGUUUUGGAACACUUCCACAAGUAUAUGGGAAUUCCACAGAUCCGGCAGCUUUCUGAAAGGGUGAAAGCUGCCCAGACUGAGUUAGGACAGCAAAUUCUGGCCGAUUUUGAAGAAGCGUUUCCUUCCCAGGGCACCAAGAGGCCCGGAGGACCCAGCAAUGUCCUUCGAGAUGCAUGUCUGGUUGCUAAUAUUUUGGACCCCAGAAUCAAACAGGAUAUCAUCAAAAAGUUUAUUAAACAGCAUCUGUCAGAGUAUCUAGUACUUUUUCAAGAAAACCAGGAUGUUGCCUGGCUGGAUAAAAUCGACAGACGCUAUGCCUGGAUAAAACGCCAGCUUGUGGACUAUGAGGAGAAAUUCGGCCGAAUGUUUCCACGUGAGUGGUACAUGACUGAGAGGAUUGCAGUCGAGUUUUGCCACAUCACAAGGACAGAACUUGCCAAGAUUAUGCGUACAAGAGCUAAGGAAAUUGAAGUGAAAUUGCUUCUUUUUGCUAUUCAGAGAACAACUAACUUUGAGGGGUUUCUUGCAAAACGCUUUUCCGGCUGCACCCUGACAGAUGGAACCCUGAAAAAACUCGAGUCUCCACUCCUAUCCACCAAUCCCUUCCUGGAAGAUGAACCAACACCAGAGAUGGAGGAACUGGCAAUGGAGAAAGGAGAUUUAGACCAAAGAAAGAAGCCUAAAGCCCCAGACAAUCCAUUUCAUGGCAUUGUUUCCAAGUGUUUUGAGCCUCAUCUCUACGUGUAUAUCGAGUCCCAGGACAAAAACCUUGGAGAGCUGAUAGAUCGGUUUGUGGCCGAUUUCAAAGCCCAGGGACCACCUAAGCCCAACACUGACGAAGGAGGUGCCGUGCUCCCCAGCUGUGCUGACCUCUUUGUCUACUACAAGAAGUGCAUGGUGCAAUGCUCUCAGCUCAGCACUGGGGAGCCGAUGAUCGCUCUGACCACCAUUUUCCAGAAGUACCUCCGAGAAUAUGCCUGGAAAAUCCUUUCUGGCAAUCUGCCCAAAACCACCAGCAGCAGUGGAGGGCUGACCAUCAGCAGCCUCCUCAAGGAGAAGGAGGGCUCCGAAGCAGCCAAGUUCACUGUGGAGGAGCUCUGCCUUAUCUGCAGCAUCUUGAGCACGGCCGAGUACUGUCUGGCCACCACCCAGCAGCUGGAAGAAAAACUCAAGGAAAAAGUUGACGUUAGUCUGACAGAGCGGAUCAAUCUGACGGGAGAGAUGGAUACGUUCAGCACUGUCAUCUCGAGCAGUAUUCAGUUGCUGGUUCAGGAUCUGGAUGCUGCCUGUGACCCUGCCCUGACUGCCAUGAGCAAGAUGCAGUGGCAGAAUGUGGAGCACGUUGGUGACCAGAGCCCCUAUGUCACUUCUGUCAUUCUUCAUAUUAAGCAGAACGUCCCCAUCAUCCGUGACAACCUGGCUUCGACACGGAAAUACUUCACUCAGUUCUGCAUUAAAUUUGCAAAUUCCUUCAUCCCCAAGUUCAUCACCCACCUCUUCAAGUGCAAGCCAAUUAGUAUGGUGGGAGCAGAACAGCUGCUGCUGGACACCCAUUCCCUGAAGAUGGUCCUGCUUGAUCUACCUUCCAUCGGCUCGCAGGUGGUGAGGAAGGCACCUGCCAGUUACACUAAGAUUGUUGUGAAAGGCAUGACCCGGGCGGAAAUGAUCCUCAAGGUAGUGAUGGCUCCUCACGAACCGUCGGUGGUGUUUGUUGACAACUACAUCAAACUGCUUACGGACUGCAACACAGAAACCUUCCAGAAGAUACUGGACAUGAAGGGGCUAAAGAGGAGCGAGCAGAGCAGCAUGCUGGAACUCUUCCGCCAGAGGCUCCCCACGCCGCCCUCAGGGCCCGAAAGCUCCAGCUCACUGUCCCUUCUGACGCCCACACCGGAGCAGGAGUCAUCGCGCAUCCGCAAACUGGAGAAACUCAUUAAAAAGAGACUGUAGGAGCAGACAAGGGGCACUUGUUCCCCCUGGUCCGUGGCCCUCAGUGUCCAGCUCCCUGGAAGCCCCCACCUCCCCUGUGCUCACCCUGACUCUCAGAUCCUGAAUCUUGAAACUCCCUGGGACGUUGGGGUGGUUCGUGUGUCUCUCCCAUGCCCUGUCUUAAUUCCUGUCCUAAUCGGAGAAGCCGAGUCAGGGCCGGGUUACAAAGAGGCGGUUUCGGGGGUCUCUGAUUCCUGCAGCAGAGACAGCACUGAGUGAAAUGUCCCCGCGCUUCAUUUGCUGUUUCCGGGCUGCUCUCGACUGGUCCAGCUGUCACUGACGGUAGCCUCCCUCCGCAGUCACACCCUCUGGCAUGUGGCCCUGUUCCCCACCACGCCCCGGUCCAGGAAACUUGAGUGACGAAGCCUGGACCUCACCCCCCCUUCCUCUGCUGCUGUUUGAGGUUGGCUGUAGGGCCUGAGCUCAUGAAAUGGCAGAUGACACGUGUGGGACACUAGCCUUUCUUUAUGAAGGAAAUGGAAGCAGGAGCACUCUUCCGUGUAAAUCCCAGUUUGGAUCCAUAUUUCGCUUCCAUGACACGGUCAAUUCUCCCAGUCUUCUCAUUUUGCAGUCAUCUCCAGGUCCCUCUCCAUGUACAGCGAAGGGAAGAUUUCCUCUGUCUCUCACCCAGGAGGACUGUGUGCUCCAGGCCUGGGAAGCAGGUGACCUCUCUGCUGCGGGGCUCCUGGCCUGGGUGUGGGACAGACCCAAAACUGACAGGGAGAGGGUUCUGCUCAGUGCUCUCACAGUGUGAUCUAAGAGGGUGAUUGUCUCGGUUUCUUUAUUCCCACUCUGCACCUGACUCCUAGGGGAGGGAUUGCCUUCUGGGGAGGGAAACCAGGAAGUUUUCCUAGGAAACAGUGUCCUACGCUUUCUCCUCAGAUGAAGCUAUGAGAGCCCAGGAGCCCCUUCCUAACCAUUCAUUUUCACACCCAAGGUACUUUCCAGAUCACCUGAAAUUACAAAGGUAAUGUGCAAUGCCAGAGUGGCAUGUUACUUUAUCACUAAUGAAAAAGAACCCAGAUCCAUGGAUACCUAAGGAACAGAACACUGACCUUAAACACCGCCUCAGAACCUGCCCCCUGGCCCGCCCCGUCCUGUCCACCAUGGGCUCUUGGCCAGCACAGCUUGACAGAAGAGAAUUGCCUCACAGAACGGUUUCAAUCCUGGCAUCACGGGCAUGGGCAGCGUAGUUGCCCUGAUUCACUUGGUUCCCUGGAAACCAAGCCUCCGUUAGCUGUGACCGUGGCCUCUGGGUGACCGCUGUUUGUUCAGGAAUUGUGAACAAUUUGUUGACCAGGUAGGGCCCACACUAAGGAGGAAGGUGGAACUCUUUACAGAGAACACCCAAAGCAGGCCUCAGGAUAAAAUUAGGAUAUCAGAUCUUGCUCAGGACAGAGGAAGUUUCCUAAAAAUCCUGAAACUUGUGACAGCGAUACAGUGGGAGACUUUCAGGUUUGAAAACCUGACUUGUCUUCUGCACUUGUCUUCUGUUCCCCUUCCUUCUCCGUCAGCCGUUCGCCCAGACCCAGUCCACCGGUCCCAGCUCUGAUUGUGGGCCUCAUUUCUUCAUCAGCCUCCAGCCUGUUCUUGCUAGUCUGACUCUUAGGUAUUGAGCAUCUCAAACUCAAGAACACUGAGAAGAAAGCAGGUGGUGGGAGAAAGAGGUAUGGCCUUCGGCUGAGCUCAAUUAGUAAGAGAUGGCUGAAUAGGAAGAGUGUAGGAAGGGUGGGCAGGGGGUUGGGAGAGCACCUGGCAGCUCAGCAGGUAGAUUUCACUGCUCCCAGCCAGUCUUCUUGUCGCACCCGCGAAGUCACACAGCCGGCACUAACUGAGGUUAACAUUCUCUUCCCGCUUUUGGACAAAAGGGACAGUGGGCCCAUUUCCAAAGAGCACAGUCACUUCAGCCGUCUGUCGUCCUCCUGGGGAUCCAGGAAAGCCAGUGGGCUGCUGCACCUGGCUCUUGUCACUCUCAGUGUUUACAGAUUCGUGGUUCGUUCGCAAAGGGUCAACCUCUGGCCGUCGCCAUAAUGGCAUUGACGUGUCAAGCCCUGUUUUCUGCCGGUUGGUGGUCAUAGUCAGGGAAGUUGUCUCCUGGAGUUAUUAUACUGUCAGUAAUCUCCAAGGAGUCAACAGCUGUCAGCAGGAGUUACGUUAAAUGUCUCCUUGCUGGCGUCUGAAUGCUGUGUGCGCCUCUCGUAAGGACAGACCAUGUUCCUCCACUGGGGGAAUGCAUCAGAACCACCUGAGGCUCUGUGUACAGAUUCAGAUGCCUGAAGAUUGUGAGCUAGUAAGUCUGGAGUGGGGCCUGGCGUGGAGGUUGAAAAGUUCCAUAGGUAUUAUAGUGUUUUCACCUUGUUAUGAACCAUUGCAAUAGAGAGAAAUUUGGUUUAUUCAACGGUUCCUAUAGCACAUUUUCAUCAAUGUGCAUUUUUUUCUGGCUCUCUAAGCAAGCGUAAUUACUGUACAGCUGAGCUGUUACCAACAUGGUAAAGAUUCUCUGCUGAUAACCAGCAGUUUAAUUUUAAACUUGUGUUGCUAGUAGGGACCAGGCCAGAAAUGGUGCCGUCCCCAUACUGACAAGAUUCUUCCUGUUUUGAUGACCCAGCCCCAAACAGAAGGUUUAUUUAUUACUGUCCCUUCAAAAUAAUAUAUCUAAAGGAGCACACAUUGAUAAAAACGGUAACUUAACAACUCUGUUAUUAAGCUAAACUUAGAGAUUGUUCGUUCCACUUUCGGUAGCUCCUUUAAAAAAAAAAACUUUGAAGUUGCUUUAUGUGGUUAAAAUAAAUAUUAGUAAUUUAUACUUGAUAAAGAGUUUGCGGCUGCUCUUAUUAUGGACAGACUUCCUGAGAGCUGGCUUAGAGGUGCCCAGGCUGGAGGAAGUUCUGUUUGGAUCAUAAUACUGCAACGGGAACCACAAAGGACCAUGAAGGGUGUUUGGACCUCCAGAUUCAGUUCUGGAAUUGAAGCUAUCGCCACGCCUCCCUCAUUGAAGAACAAAGCCAGUACCUAGGACUCUGCCCGGCCCCCAGAAAAGGGUGCCUGCUUUCCUGUGCCUAAGUUGGCUCCUCAGUGCCGACCAAACAGGACUGAGCGCAGACUGCCAAAGACCAUGUGCCAGUUAUGGGGCAGGCAGGGCGAGCGCACAGGUCUGAGGCUGCUGCCCGAUCCGCGGGAUGUGCCCCCAGCUCAUCCUGAAUUGCCACUGGACAAGGAAACCUAGUUCCCUGUUUAUGGAAUGCUAGGGAAAAUGCCAAAAGCUCACAGCUGGAAAUUCAAUUCCUCUCCCUAGGAAGAGAAAUCUCCAAAAUAACUAGCUAGCUUGAGGGUGAAAGCAAGUGUUUCACACUUCUUGUCUACUCCACAUGAGAUGGCUAAAAAUAAAAUUAUGAGAACUGCUUUGGGCCACUUAAACAAUGCCUUGGGAACAUUGUCAUAUGAAAAGCUAGCAUGUGUAAAGAAUACCGUUGCAUUUUAUACAGUAAAAAAGUUGCCGGUCUCAUUCUAGUGGUUAUCAGAAUAGAUAGCCUCUCGGACCCUCAAAGUGCUAUACCUGUGGGACAGAUCCGUUUCCUUAAAAUAAAGAGAUUGCUUUUUCGUGUAAAUAUCUUUCAUUUUCCCCAUCUGGAAGUAAUUUCUUGGUGCAUAUUGGAGCAUAAAAUACUACAGUUAAUUAAAGCAUUACUGGAUGUCA
Molecule: messenger RNA, 6387 nt
Organism: Hipposideros armiger (great roundleaf bat)
Lineage: Eukaryota; Metazoa; Chordata; Mammalia; Chiroptera; Hipposideridae
Gene: VPS53
Product: VPS53 subunit of GARP complex
Exons: 22
Coding region: 153-2651 (832 amino acids)
Biological process (GO): retrograde transport, endosome to Golgi
Cellular component (GO): GARP complex
Source: RefSeq, a predicted model, not a curated record